AAGAAGAGGAGGCGGAGGGGAGAAGGGGGAGGAGGAGGAGGAGGAGGAGAAGGAGGAGGCGGAGGAGGCGGAGGAGAAGGAGAAGAAAACAAAGAGGUCCGCGGUGACUUUAGUAAAAUAAGAAAGAGCAGUGAAUGAAGAGAUGGAGGGAGACAGGCGGACUGAGGUGGAGGACUGAUUGUUCUUCUGAACCCCAAACAGCGUCAUCAUGUCUGAGGUGGUGGCAGAAGGAGAACAAGUCCCGGCUGAGGAAGAGGAGGAGGAGGAGGGAGGAGGAGGAGGAGGAGGUGAAGAUGAGGGAGAAGAGGGAGGAGGAGGAGUUACCAUGGAAACCCCCAAUGCUCCUGUUUACUGUAUUUGCAGGAAACCAGACAUCAACUGUUUCAUGAUAGGCUGUGACAGCUGUACUGAGUGGUUUCAUGGAAAGUGUGUUGGAGUUUCAGAGAAAGCAGCCAAAGCCAUCAGAGUGUGGUACUGUCCGUCCUGCAGAGACAGAGACUCGUCUCUGGAGAUUAAAUACCGUCCAAAGAAGACCAAGGAGAAUGAGGAGAAAGAUGCAGGGCCGGAAAGAGAUGACAUACCUGAAGAAGACGGAAGCCCCACCCCCCAGCUCAGGAGUGACAGGAGGCGGAGCUCACAGAUCAAGCGUUCAGCCAGGAUGUGUGGAGAGUGUGAUGCCUGCCUGAGGACGGAGGACUGCGCUCAGUGCGACUUCUGCAAAGACAUGAAGAAGUUUGGAGGUCCAAACAAAAUCCGACAGAAGUGUCGACUCAGGCAGUGUGAGGUCCGAGCCCGAAAGAUGCUUCGGGUCAGAGACGAGGAGAUGAGUCGGAGCGGCAGCAGGUUGCGGGGCCUACCAAGGAGAGGGCCGGGGAAUCUGACAGAGGAGGAAGAUGAGGAGGAGGAUGAUGAGGAGGGGGUGUUCAGCGAGAGUGAGCUGGAGCUUUACGAGCAGUACAAAGCUGCUGGAUACAGAGACCUGGUGUGGCACAGCGAGGAAGAGGACGCUCAGUCGGACUCUCUGAGGAAGAAGGCGGUGAAGGUGAAACACGUGAAGAGACAGGAAAAGAAGCCGGAGAAGAAGAAGUCUGUGUCUGCUCCUAAAGAGGAGGUGAAGCCUCGGCGUCACAAAGCGAAGCAACGUCACAAGGAGCGCGUGCGGCACAGCGAACGAGCUGGAGAGGGUGGGGUCAAAGAUGUGGGCGGGGCUGUACGGCAGUGUCUGGGUCCUGGAUGCGUCGAACCAGCGAGGACCAACUCCAAAUACUGCUCCGAGGACUGCGGCAUGAAGCUUGCUACCAAUCGCAUCUAUGAGAUCCUGCCUCAGAGGAUCCAGCAGUGGCAACAGAGUCCAUGCAUUGCGGAGGAGAUGGGGCGUAGACAGCUGGAGCGAAUCAGGAGGGAGCAGCAGGCGGCAAGGCUCCGCCUCACACUGAUGGAGAAACGUUUUCAUGAACUUGAAGGCAUCAUUGCCAACGCCAAACUGCAGCAGGUCCAACAGCACGAGGAGGCGACUGAAGGGGAUGGCGAUGACACCGACCUGCAGAUCUUCUGUGUGUCCUGCAGUCACCCCAUCAACCCCAAGGUGGCGCUGAGACACAUGGAGAGAUGCUAUGCUAAGUAUGAGAGUCAGACAUCGUUUGGUUCCAUGUACCCAACACGUAUAGAGGGAGCCACCCGGUUGUUCUGUGAUGUGUACAACCCUCAGAGUAAGACGUACUGUAAGCGGCUGCAGGUUUUAUGCCCUGAACAUUCCAGAGAUCCAAAGAUCCCAGCAGACGAAGUUUGUGGUUGUCCUCUGGUGAAAGACGUCUUUGAGCCGACCGGAGAGUUCUGUCGCGUUUCCAAGAGGAAGUGUAACAAACAUUAUUGCUGGGAGAAACUCCGCAGAGCCGAGGUCGACCUGGAGCGGGUCAGAGUGUGGUACAAACUGGACGAGCUGUUUGAGCAGGAGAGGAACCUGAGGACGGCCAUGACCAAUCGAGCCGGUUUAUUGGCUCUGAUGCUGCACCAGACCAUCCAACACGACCCAAUCACCACCGACCUUCGCUCUGCCAAAGACAGGUAGACAGGUGGAGAGAGAUGGGUGGAGACAGACAGGUAGACAGGUGGAGACAGGUACACGGGUUGAGACAGUUCGAUAUAGUCGGGUGGAGACAGGUGGAAAUUGGUGGAGACAAGAGUAGACUGACAGGAGGUGUAGAUACAUGUCCCCUGUCUUCCACGGGGGGAUGUUUUUAGUCUUGUCUGUUAUAAAUGUUUGUGUGAAUUUUUUAUUGUGAGAUUUCAAACCAACAAAAUGCAUCAUGGGAAUCAGAGUCACAUGCAAUUCACCAAAAAUAAAAUAGCGCAACAGUGAGGUUCCGGAAGUGAAAAUCCCAUUCAUAUUCUCCAUUAACAUUUUGAUUAUUAGACAUAAUGUCCAAUGUAUACCCACAGUCCUAAAGUGUAACACCGACAUCUCUGAUUGGUGGAGCUCGCUGUUACCGCACCCGCAAACUUAUUGUUGACUUGUGAUUCUGCGUUCCAUUAUACCUUGGAACUCAAAGCUCGGGCGUCCAGAUUGUCAUUCCAUUAUACCUCAGAAGCUGAAAUACAUUACAAGACUAUUAUCAACAAUAUAAACACUAUAGUGGUGAUGAUGAUGAAGGUUAAAUUCAAGAAGAAGCUAAACUGUCGGUUGGAAGUAGUUGGAAAGUUUAUAGGAUGAGUAGUUCCUUAGCUGUUCAAAUAAUUAAUGUACAGUCUUGUGUACCUUUGCCAAAUUGUAUUUUUUGCUCCACAUAAAAUGUUUUAUGGUAACUAUUAAUUUCCUAUUUUUAUUGGCUUGGUUCCAGGCUUAAAACUCUUUAUAUAAGGAAUUUAUGACAUGUGAAUGGAGUAAAUUAAUUGGAAAUUCACUUCCGAAACCGUAGCCGUUCUAAAAGUAGGCAGUCACUGUUGCGCUCUAUGGACAGCAUGUCUUAUAAUUAUGACCUCAUUCACAUCUGUGAUGUAAUUACAUCAGAUUUCCAGUACAAAAUAAGAUCAGAUCAGAUCAACCAGAUAAAUUUCAUCAUUAAGAUUAAAAAAGAUGUGAGACCUUUAAAGAAAUUAAUCUUGAAAAUAGCUGUUAUUUCUUGUUAUAUUUCUGAAUAGGAGUUAUUAAAUGUUCAGUUCUUAUCGUUCUGAGAUUACGACAUAUUGAUUUCAUGAUUAUGAAAUUGCUAUGAGUCGUGCAAAUGUUUGUUUUUGUGACUGAGAGACAGAAGUUGUUGCAAUGAGGUUGUGUUUUUCUCUGGUGACAGUCGUGACGUGAUUCAGUGUCUCAUUCAAGUGACGGAGACAUCACACAUUGUUUACAGUCAACAUAUGGAUCAGAACAUCAGCUCCUCUGAUAAAUAACUAACAGUAUUAACACUGAGUUCAGAUCCAGGCACAUCUGCACUAAUACUACAGUACCCACUAUUCCCUGAUAAGCACUCAGAGCAGUGGUCAACCAGCCCAAGUUUGUGUUUGGCUGUGGAUCGUCCUGUGGAGAAAUACUACAUGCAGCUAAAAAUUUUAACAUGUUCUGUUUGUAUUGUUUUUUUUAUUCAAAUGUUCUUUUCUCGCAUCAUUUUAUAUCUGUGUUUUUAUACUUUGUACUGUUUGUUCUUGUUAUCCUGUUCGACCCGACUGAACAUUAAAACUGAAGUUUUGUUCUU
Scophthalmus maximus (turbot) is the source of this 3686-nucleotide messenger RNA. RefSeq names its product CXXC-type zinc finger protein 1. NCBI's taxonomy places the organism in Eukaryota, Metazoa, Chordata, Actinopteri, Pleuronectiformes, Scophthalmidae. Gene Ontology annotation, molecular function: DNA binding; zinc ion binding. The transcript is spliced from 14 exons. Gene Ontology annotation, cellular component: Set1C/COMPASS complex. Gene Ontology annotation, biological process: positive regulation of DNA-templated transcription. The record is from RefSeq and is a predicted model, not a curated record. The coding region runs from base 209 to 2068 and encodes 619 amino acids.